Colletotrichum destructivum is the source of this 1263-nucleotide messenger RNA. RefSeq names its product Putative cytochrome b5-like heme/steroid binding domain-containing protein. Gene Ontology annotation, cellular component: membrane; endomembrane system; endoplasmic reticulum. The record is from RefSeq and is a predicted model, not a curated record. Bases 188 to 709 code for a protein of 173 amino acids. NCBI's taxonomy places the organism in Eukaryota, Fungi, Ascomycota, Sordariomycetes, Glomerellales, Glomerellaceae. The transcript is spliced from 2 exons.
UCCUAAACUUCCGCUUCCACGACUCGACACGAGCAUACCGUUCCCCCUCGACGACGACCUCGCGAACCUGAUUAGCCAGCGGCUCUCCGACCGAGACUUUCUUUGUUCGAUACGAGACGACACCGACGACAGACAAGGAACACAAAGAACCAAAACAAUUAGAUUGGCCAUUGCCUGAAGCAUCACAAUGGACUACGUCGACAAGCGCCUGCAGGAGGAAGCUGUGAAGCUACACGACGCACAAAGCGGCGGCUUCUUCACGCCCCUCAACAUCAUCUUCCUCCUCGUCCUCGGCUACACGACCUACGUCCUCCUGCGCCCGACCCCACCCCCGAAGCUCCCGAAGGAGCCACCCGCCAUCGUCUUCCGCGUCUUCACCCCGCGCACCUUGCUCCCUUUCGACGGCGAGGACGGCAAACCCGUCUACCUGGCUGUGCGCGGCCGCGUCUUCGACGUCACCCCGGGCCGCAACUUCUACGGUCCCGGCGGGCCCUACUCAAACUUCGCCGGCCGCGACGCCUCGCGCGGCCUGGCCCACGGCAGCUUCGAUGAGGAUAUGUUGACGGAGGACCUUGACGGUCCGCUUGACCCACUCGAGGGGCUCGGCCCGGACGAAAUUGAAGCCCUGGUGGGCUGGGAGGAGAGUUUCCUGUCCAAGUAUCUCGUGGUCGGCAAGCUUGUUGCCGUCGGUGAGGAGGAGAAGAAGUGAGAGAGGCGUGCUCGGCUGGAGUUUCCGGGAAGCGUCCCGAGUUGGCUGGCAUGGAAAGCGCAUCUGAGAUCAAACUACGGCAUCACGGCUUAGCUAGCACAGAGUCGGGUGUUCAGGGCACCCGCCAUACAUUGAUCCAAUCCGCGGCUUCGCAUCCGACAAGAUGGUUGUGACGCCCGAAGCAGGCAAAUAUGGAUCUGUGGCUUGACCUCUCAUUUAUGCAGCAGCAGCAGCAGCAGCAACCACCAGUACACCCUUGGAUGGCACUUCCCACGCUUUUGCGGCAUUCCACAACUGACGUUGUGUAGUGAGAGCUUGCAUUACCAAGUAGCGAGAGACAAGGGUAUGACAAGGCAACAAUAAUGAAAGGCCGCUUUCAGGCUAGCCAGAUGAUAGCGUCCGUCCAGUCCUAGGAGGUGAGAUUGGGGAGCGCGAUGAGCUGCUGAUGGCGGUGGCUGGGUCCUCCUUUCCACUGCCAUCCAUACCACAUACAUUGUAGGCAACAAGAAUUCGGCACGCCAGAUCCGCGUGGCUUGGCGGUUGUAUCGAGCCGC